GAGGACGGGAGGGAGAGGGAUAAUACCAGUUGUGAAUGCAUGAAUGUAGUGCUUGGGCUUAAACUGACUUGAGGGCAAGUGGCGCACAGGAACACGGAGAGUGUAUGUGUCAUCAAGCUGGCCAACUCGCCCCACUUUGAUCCCACUGCCCCUCAACCAUCCUGCUGAACAGCAAGUAAAAGGGGAUACAUACCUGAUUGUUACUAUAAGCGCGGGAUAAAUUGUCGUGCACGCAGCCGAGUACACAGUUUGAAGAGGAGAGAGGAUGCUUAACAACGUGACAACGGACUGCGAGGAAGGAGAGGGGAGCCCGAACAACCAGGGUGAUGGAAACCCCAAGGAGAGCAGUCCUUUCAUCAACAGCUGUGCCUCUAGUGAUGUGGAGAAGAGCCAGCAGUAUGAUGGCAAGAACAUGGCCCUGUUUGAGGAAGAGAUGGAUACCAGUCCGAUGGUGUCCUCUUUGCUCAGCAGCCUUGCCAACUACUCCAACCUGCCAACAGGGAGCAAAGAGCAUGAGGAGGCUGAGAACAAUGAGGAGGGUGCACGUCCAUCUAAAAAAGCCAUCAAGGCUCCACAACUGGGAACACUGAUGGGUGUUUACUUGCCAUGUAUUCAGAAUAUUUUUGGUGUGAUCCUCUUCUUGCGUAUGACCUGGAUGGUCGGGAUUGGAGGCGUCCUUGGGUCCUUCAUUAUUGUCUUCAUGUGUUGCUCCACAACUAUGCUCACGGCCAUCUCCAUGAGUGCCAUUGCCACAAACGGAGUGGUCCCGGCUGGGGGUUCCUACUACAUGAUCUCUCGCUCACUUGGGCCUGAGUUCGGUGGCGCUGUUGGGAUUUGUUUCUACUUGGGCACAACUUUUGCUGGUGCCAUGUACAUCCUUGGUUGUAUUGAAAUCCUCCUGAUUUAUAUUGUUCCUCAGGCAGCCAUCUUCAAGAUCGAGGGCUUGGAAGGGCUGGAAGCAGAGGCCGCCCUCCUAAAUAAUAUGCGGGUAUACGGCACCAUAGUUCUCAGCUUCAUGGCUCUGGUGGUGUUUGUAGGGGUGAAAUAUGUCAACAAGCUGGCGCUGGUCUUCCUCGCUUGUGUCAUCCUCUCCAUCCUGGCUGUCUAUGCUGGAGUCAUAAAGACCGCCAUUGACCCGCCCAUCUUCCCUGUGUGCCUCCUGGGAAAUAGAACCCUCGUCUCCAAGGGCUAUGACGUCUGUGCAAAAGUCAUUGAAAUCGACAACGAAACAGUCACCACCCAACUGUGGCGCUCUUUCUGUGAUUCUGACUACAUCAACGCCACUUGCGAUGACUACUUCCGUGACAACAACGUCACAGAGAUACAAGGCAUUCCAGGAGUCACGAGUGGAAUCCUGGCAGAAAACUUGUUUGGCAAUUAUUUGGAAAAAGGAGUGAUUGUAGAGAAGAGAGGACUGGCAUCCCAAGUCGACCCAGACAGUUCUGCUUCCAGCACUAACCGCUUUGUGCUCGCCGACAUCACUAGCUUCUUCACUCUGCUGGUGGGAAUAUACUUCCCAUCUGUCACAGGUAUCAUGGCGGGUUCCAAUCGCUCUGGAGACCUACGUGAUGCUCAGAAAUCCAUCCCCAUUGGCACCAUUGCAGCCAUCACAACCACAUCUGCUGUGUAUAUGUCCUGUGUGGUGCUCUUUGGUGCUUGUAUAGAGGGUGUUGUCCUGAGGGACAAGUUUGGUGAAGGGGUGAACGGUAACCUGGUGAUCGGGACUCUGGCAUGGCCAUCUCCGUGGGUCAUUGUUUUUGGGUCAUUUUUCUCCACCUGUGGAGCAGGACUCCAGAGUCUUACGGGAGCGCCACGCCUCCUGCAGGCUAUCUCGAGAGAUGGUAUCAUUCCAUUUCUUCGAAUCUUUGGACAUGGUAAAGCCAAUGGGGAGCCCACCUGGGCCCUCCUGCUCACAGCGAGCAUUUGUGAGAUUGGCAUCAUCAUUGCUUCUUUAGAUGCCGUCGCACCCAUCCUUUCCAUGUUCUUCUUGAUGUGCUACAUGUUUGUUAACCUUGCCUGUGCGCUCCAAACCUUACUGAGGACUCCAAACUGGAGGCCACGUUUUAAGUUCUACCACUGGGCUCUAUCAUUCCUGGGUAUGAGCUUGUGUCUGUCACUUAUGUUCAUCUGCUCCUGGUAUUAUGCCAUCGUUGCCAUGGGAAUUGCCAGCUGCAUCUACAAAUACAUUGAAUUCUGUGGAGCUGAGAAAGAGUGGGGUGAUGGGAUACGUGGCAUUUCCCUGAGCGCUGCUCGGUUUGCUCUCAUGAGGUUGGAGGAGGGACCACCACAUACCAAGAACUGGAGGCCUCAGAUCCUGGUUCUUGUCAGUAUGGAUGCCGAGCAAAAUGUCGAGCAGCCUCGUCUGAUCUCGUUAACAAAUCAGCUGAAAGCAGGGAAGGGUCUCACUAUUGUUGGCACCUCUGUUCAAGGAAAAUUCCUUGACAACUAUACCGAGGCCCAAAGGGCAGACCAGUCUUUGCGGAAACUGAUGGAGACAGAGAAGGUGAAGGGCUUCCCCCAAGUGGUCAUAUCCUCCAAUUUAAGAGAUGGGACAUCACACUUGAUCCAGGUUGGAGGGCUUGGAGGUUUGAAGCACAACACAGUGAUGGUCAGUUGGCCACAUAGCUGGAAACAGCCUGAGUCCCACCAACAAUUCCGCGAUUUUAUUGAGGUGGUCAGAGAGACCACAGUGGCCAGUUUGGCCUUGUUGGUUCCCAAAAACAUCUCUAGCUACCCGUCCAAUGGAGAGCGCUUCACUGAAGGACACAUUGAUGUGUGGUGGAUAGUCCAUGAUGGAGGCAUGCUCAUGCUUCUUCCCUUCCUGCUGCGUCAGCAUAAGGUGUGGAGGAAAUGCAAGAUGCGCAUUUUCACUGUGGCUCAGAUGGAUGACAACAGUAUUCAGAUGAAAAAGGAUGUCAUAACUUUCCUCUACCACCUGCGCAUUGAUGCUCAGGUGGAAGUUGUGGAGAUGCACGACAGUGACAUCUCAGCCUACACCUAUGAAAAGACACUUGUAAUGGAACAGCGCUCACAGAUCCUCAAGCAGAUGCAUCUGACCAAGAAUGAGAUGGAGCGAGAGAUUCAGAGCAUAACAGAUUCAUCACGCGGGUCCAUCCGGCGUAAAAAAUCCUUUGCCUCACGCUCACAACACAGCACUGAGGAAGGAGCCAGAAUGGGCGAACAUCCAGAAGAGGAGGUCCAGCUCAUCCACAAUAAGAACGCCUCAACACCUGCCAGCCCUACCAGCCCCACUGCCCCUGCUGGGGUUGGAAGAACCUGGACAGACAAUAAGGAGGUUGGCAAGGGGAAGACUCUGGAGGCGGGCAAAGACCCCUUCAGCAUGAAACCGGAAUGGGAAAACUUGAACCAGACUGACGUGAGACGCAUGCACACAGCUUUGCGACUCAAUGAGGUCAUCAUAAAAAAAUCCAAGGAGGCUAAGCUCGUCCUGCUCAACAUGCCUGGACCCCCCAAAAAUCGAACCAACGAGACUAAGGCCAUGGACAAUGCAGUAUACAAGGAUUAUCCUUUUUUUGCCGACAUUCAGGUGAUGAUAUUCCUCGGCUUUGGAUGCCUCCUGGCAUUUUUCCGACUCUAUGGAUUCGGAGGGAUGGUUUUCAACUUUCUUGUAGCUACCUUUUCCAUCCAAUGGGCCAUUCUAGUGCAGGGGUACUUCCAGUUCAGUCAUGAUGGUAAGAUCCAACUUGGUGUGAUCAACCUCAUCAAUGCAGAGUUUGCCUGCGCCGUGGUGCUCAUCUCUUUCGGGGCAGUAUUGGGCAAGACAAGUCCGCUGCAGCUGCUGGUCAUGGCUCUCCUGGAGGUGCCGGUAUUUGCAGUCACUGAAUGGGCAGUGCUGAAGUACCUGAAGAUAAACGACGCUGGAGGCUCCAUCCUGAUUCACCUCUUUGCCUGUUAUUUCGGCUUGGCAGUCACCUUUGUGCUGUACAGACCUCGUCUCAAUGAAGGUCACGCCAAGGAGACCACCAGCUAUCAGUCGGACAUCCUGUGCAUGAUGGGGACCUUGUUCCUCUGGGUCUUCUGGCCCUCCUUCAACUCGGCAUUAACCCUGAAAGGCGAUGACCAGCACAGGGCCAUCCUCCACACCUUCAUUGGCCUCUGUGCCUCCACCCUCACGGCCUUUGCUCUAUCUGCACUACUCAACAAAAAUGGAAAACUCAGCAUGGCGGACAUCCAGAAUGUGACCUUGGCUGGAGGCGUGACGGUCGGGGCAUCCGUAGAUAUGAUGAUAUCACCGGCGGCAGCAUAUGCCCUGGGGAUGGUAGGCUGCAUCGCAUGCAUGCUAGGCUACAAGUACCUGAGCCCUGUCUUGGCACAACGCUUCCGAAUCCAGGAUCAAUGUGGAAUACAUAAUUUGCAUGGGCUAACAGGACUCAUAUCCUCCGCUGCUGGGAUUUAUGCAAUAAUGGUGGCGAAAGAGGAAGUCUAUGGCCCUAGUAUGUAUGACACUUUUAGGCACAGAGCCCCAAAAGAAGGGGAUCCCAAGUUGCUUGAGCUGCAGGCAUUAAUUCCUGGACUGCAGCCAGGUUUGGGCCGGAGUGCCCGAGAACAGGCUCUCUUCCAGGUGGCUGCCAUCUUCUCCACCAUAGCAGCGGCCGCCAUCGGAGGCGUGCUCACAGGCAUAGUCUUGAAAAUCCCUUACCUCUCCUCACCUUCAGAUGAUUUAUGUUUUGAUGACAAACUAUAUUUUGUUGUGCCCCAGGAUAGUUACUCGCCACUGAAACAAAACAAAGACACACAUAAAGAGGAAACUGUUGCCUAACACAUCGUGCUCUCCUUACCGAAAUAAUGAAAAUAAAAUUGUCUUUUAAAAGUGCUUCAAAAUAAUAUUUUGUGAUGACAUGAUAUGUAUAUUUUGCAGUCAUUGUAUUUAUUGCCCCAGUAAAUCGAAUGUUUUAUAAAAUGUGGAUAAUUAUGAACAUGAAUAUUGUGUUUGGCAUAGAGACACGUCACACAUUUGUGUCAUUAACAAAGUAAAGAUAUUACACUGUGUCUAACUGUAAAUGACUGAAUGGAACAAAUAUUUGUAAUGUUUCUGUUAUGACUCAAAAAUAUCUACUGUAAAGGUAUGAUGCCCUGAUUAUCUAAUUAGAUUCAUACAAUUCACCCCAGCGUUUAAAGUAUUCUUUUUUUAAAAACAGAUUACAUUCGAAAUCGGGAGUCACAGAAAUAGUGGCUGUACAUAUGACGGGUUUAAGACGGGCAAAUGAUUGACGCACUUGCUUCCUCUCUACUUCUUUGUUGUGUCUAGUUAAAUACAAGUUCUUUGUCAUCUCUGCUUGUGA
Molecule: messenger RNA, 5303 nt
Organism: Hippocampus comes (tiger tail seahorse)
Lineage: Eukaryota; Metazoa; Chordata; Actinopteri; Syngnathiformes; Syngnathidae
Gene: slc12a5b
Product: solute carrier family 12 member 5b
Exons: 26
Coding region: 266-4780 (1504 amino acids)
Biological process (GO): potassium ion homeostasis; ammonium transmembrane transport; chemical synaptic transmission
Cellular component (GO): plasma membrane
Molecular function (GO): potassium:chloride symporter activity; ammonium channel activity
Source: RefSeq, a predicted model, not a curated record